UCCUCAUUCCUUCCAAACGCUUCCCCAAUUCCGUAUCAGCCAAUGGGAUUAGGUUUAUUCUUUACAUUGGCCAAUCACGAGAAAGGGGGCGUCUGCAAGCGCGUGCCUUAUAAAAACCGAAGUGUACGCCGCUGUCACUGCACUGUAGCUGUUCAGGACACUGAUUGAAAAGACCUUAGCAGGAAAACUUACAAGCCGAGUGAAUCGCUCUAGUUUCACCUGCGUUUUCACCAUGAAAGCCAUCAGUCCCGUCCGCUCGGUGAGGAGCUGCUACAAGGCCGUGUGCUGCAUUUCGGAGCAGAGCCUCGCCAUCAGCCGGAAUAAACACUCCUGUCUGGAUGAGCCGGUGAGCGCCCUGUGCGACAUGAACGACUGCUACUCCAAGCUGAAGGAGCUGGUUCCGAGCAUCCCGCAGAACAAGUCGGUCAGCCAGGUGGAGAUCCUGCAACACGUUAUUGACUACAUCUUCGACCUGCAGAUCGCGCUGGAGGCAGGGGACACGGCCACGCCGGAGAUGGUUUUGUCAAUAAAGACUGCGGACAUUAGUCGCAAUUUCUCCAAAGAAGAUGGGCGGUUGUGCCAUUAAGAUGGAGAUGGCAUGUUAUGGUGCAGGGAAACACAUGUCUCCACUUCACUCCGGGCAAGAGGACAAGAGGGGCAGAAAGGGUGGGAUAGGUAUUUGGGAGAGAAGGAGAAGAAGAAGGAGGAGGAGGCGGGUUUGACGAAAGAAAGAGAAAAAGUGGACUGUUUCCUAGAUGAGUGGGGAUCAACAGUAUUGCAUGAGCAAGAAAACAGAGACUCAUUCUUUGGCCCCCGGACAGACAAAUCAACACACCAAAGUAGAAGCCAGGAUUGGAAAGUGAAAGCUACCAGCUUUGUAUGCCUUCCUCUUAAAAAAAAGAAACAACAACCUGGGAUUCCUUAUAGAUAGUCGGAGGAAUUGUUCUUCUUUUCUUUUCUUUUCUUUUCUUUUCUUUUCUUUUCUUUUCUUUUCUUUUCUUUUCUUUUUGUAUUGCAUUCCAAACAUAAGUUUUUGUGGACACACAACCUGAACUUUGUAUCCACCAAGUCUCAUAUCACCUCACACAAUUAUCACCCCCCCCCCCCCCCCCCCCCC
This is a messenger RNA of Pelmatolapia mariae (spotted tilapia), 1117 nucleotides long. RefSeq names its product inhibitor of DNA binding 3 (gene id3). The record is from RefSeq and is a predicted model, not a curated record. Lineage: Eukaryota; Metazoa; Chordata; Actinopteri; Cichliformes; Cichlidae. Gene Ontology annotation, biological process: negative regulation of transcription by RNA polymerase II; circadian regulation of gene expression; cell differentiation. Gene Ontology annotation, cellular component: cytoplasm; nucleus. Gene Ontology annotation, molecular function: transcription regulator activity; protein dimerization activity. The transcript has 3 exons. The coding region runs from base 233 to 586 and encodes 117 amino acids.